Arachis duranensis is the source of this 896-nucleotide messenger RNA. RefSeq lists its product as uncharacterized. Gene Ontology annotation, molecular function: peptide-methionine (R)-S-oxide reductase activity. The record is from RefSeq and is a predicted model, not a curated record. Gene Ontology annotation, biological process: response to oxidative stress; protein repair. Lineage: Eukaryota; Viridiplantae; Streptophyta; Magnoliopsida; Fabales; Fabaceae. The coding region runs from base 168 to 563 and encodes 131 amino acids. The transcript has 6 exons.
CUCAUUGUUUUGAGUUAUUUUAGUGCCAUUUCUUAAAAUCAUUGGUAGUUUUUAGCAAAUAUAUAUCUGGGUUUAAACACAAUCUAAGAAGUUCCUUUUAAGACAUGAAAUUGGUUAUAAAGUGAGUUGAGUUGAGAUUUAAGAAUAUGUGACUGCAAUGGGAACUUAUGCAGAUUGAAGGGUACUGGGAAUAUAACAAGUUCUAUGAAGAAGGAGUUUACAACUGUGCUGGGUGUGCAACUCCUCUUUACAAGUCUUCCACUAAAUUUGACUCUGGUUAUGGUUGGCUUGCUUUCUUUGAGGGUUUACUUGGUGCCAUCAAUCGCUCAGUUGAUGCUGAGAGAGCCUAUCAUCGAAAUGCCCUUGUCAUUCUAGAGAAACUGUAUACUGAGGUAAAAAAUUCUGGAACUUGUUCCAUAUGCAACCUAUGCGUGACCAGAAGAGAGAAGUACAGUAUUUUAUUGGUGUUCAACUCGACGAUAGUCAACAUGUGGAGCCUCUUCACAACUGCAUCACAGAAAAUACUGCAAAAGAAGGAGAACAACUGUGCUGAAAAAAGAUGAGACACUUUGCUACUAUGUGCAAGAAUGUAAAAAAUAGGAAGUCUUGUGUCAUCAAAUCUUGUCACAAGUGCCUCUUAAACAGAUAUGGAAAGACUAGAGAGAAGGCAGAAGAAGUGAUGCAGCAAGAAGAAUAGAUUUGUAUGUGAUAUUGAAUGAGGAAUGAACCAAAACAUGUUGAUAAAUACAUUUAUCAAGGAUUAGUGUAAGGACCAAGUUUCUUAUGUAAUGUGUAUCAAUUUUCUUUUUUUUUUAUAUGGAAUGUUCAUAGAGUUUAAGUGUUAUAAGAUUAUUUUUUUCUUUUCUCAUAGUAUGAUCUCAUUUUAUUUGCAUUAC